Messenger RNA from Ornithodoros turicata, 1280 nucleotides. RefSeq lists its product as uncharacterized. The coding region runs from base 57 to 1238 and encodes 393 amino acids. The record is from RefSeq and is a predicted model, not a curated record. The transcript has 2 exons. Lineage: Eukaryota; Metazoa; Arthropoda; Arachnida; Ixodida; Argasidae.
UCGCCAAUCACGUGUGAAAACAAAAACCAACGCAGUACGCUGUACCGAUAAUUUGAAUGCGAAUACGUCGUGCACCCUGCGAAGACUACGCGGAAAGUGGCUAUGUUCCUUCUUCACAACGUUUGAGUGACAUGCUCAAGCUGCGCGUAAAUAUCGCAAUGACAAUAAACAGACUCCGCAACGCUGUCUCUCAGUGCAAUACGUGCAAGUACUCCUCGAGCCGGACACACUAUGUCCUGAAGGAAUUACAACCGUGUACUUCGUCCAAAAAAGGAGAUAGAAAACCAUUUACUGGCGUUUUCCCGUGCAAGGGAACGAUACCUCCUGACAGUAACAAUCGAAGAUACCGCGUAUGCGAAGUAACUGAGACUCAGGUCCUGAACCUCGCAAGGGCUGGGAAUACCUCAGAGGCCAUUGCCAUGGCUACACAAUCAUUCGAAAAGGGUCAGACCUUAUCACCCAAAGCAGCUACUGUACUGAUCUCGAUAGUGGCACGUGCAGGGAGCACCGAAGGCGUUCUUCAGAUCAGCCAUCUCGUCAAAAUGACCGCACCAAAUUUCUGGUCCCAGCACAUUGGGUUUGAACAUUACCACGCCGAAGCUAUGUAUCGGUCUGGUGAUGUCGUAGGUUCAAUCACGAAGUUUGAUGCACUGUUUCGUGAGCACCACCAUCAACGAGACAAAAUCAGCAAUCUCUUAUCAUUCCUCGCAAUUUAUUUGACUGUAAAAAACCUGGACAAAGAAAUCGGGCUGUUGUCAGAACAUUGCAGUGCCCUCGCAAAAGAGGGACAUCACCAGCCACUGGUGAAUGUGUGGCGCAUCAUGUUCACCAGCGCAAACAGCCGCCACCACGUUGUGGCGUGGAAUCUCCUGCGAGGAGUGAGAGCAACUUCUCCGUUCGUGGAGAGGAAGAUUCGUGGGAUUGUUCGCAUUGCUAUCGACAGGGACGAUAUGGACAUUGUCCACCGCCUCCUCGAAGUGGUGUUGUACUUGGAGAUUGAAUCCUGUUACACGCAAGUGUUCAGCACGCUACUAGAAUUUUAUUGUGACCGGAAUGAUGUCAGAAACGCCCGUGCUACGUUUGAUCAUGCGCAGAGUCGAAAGAUUUCUCUGUACCCCGUAACGUUUUAUCGCUACACCUGUUUUCUAAGUUCACACGGACUGAGAAUUCCUCAAGAAAUACUGUCCGUCAAGUAUCCAAGCACCAGGAAACCGAGUGGGCCCAAGUUUAGGUUUUAAACUAAACGUUGACGUUAAUAAAUUAUAGUUUCACAAAUAGGA